AGCCACUGAAACUUUUUAAGGUCCUGCGUCUAAAUUACAUAAAGGUAAUAAAGAUAAAAAAAAAUGGAAUGGUCAACUCUCCAAAAUCUACAGUCCCUCUCCGACUUGCUGUCUCUUUCAGCAGAUGAGGAAAGCGUCUCUGAAGACUGCAAGGAAGUAAAUCCGGUGGCAAAAUUGGGUCCUGGGCUUAUUGGUGCUUGUUCUUCUGCUUCUAAUCAAGAUAACAAUGCAGUCCAUAGUGCCUGUGUGAAAAACACCAAAGACAUCUGGGAUAUGGAGGAAGUGAUUAAGGGAACACACACUGAUGACUUUGAAGAUCCACGUCCUCAGCCUGAAUAUGAGAUUAUCCUGCAGCAGAGUGUGAGCACUGAGGACCUGUUUCUGGGCAUGAGCGAAAAGAAUCCAUCCUCCAUGUGCUGUGAGACCAUGCUGGUGAGGGUGAAGCUACCGAAGACUCAGGCUUCUGAUCUUUUGCUGGAUGUGAAGGAGAGAUUUAUUGAUCUAAGAACUCCAAAUUACAAACUAGCUCUGCCUCUGCCCCACUCAGUGAACAAUAGCAAAGGCACAGCUAAAUUCAAUACAGGGAGAUAUGAACUGGAAAUCACACUGCCUCUGAACAGACAUCUGGACUAGAUCAACCUUACCUGAAGAGAAGGAAUGUGGAACUCUGAAGAAAAAGAGCUUUCACAUUACCUGGCAAAGAAAGUGUUCAUAGAGCAGGAAGGCAUAUUCAGCUAUGGACUGUUGCAAAGUAUUUUAACCCUUUUGGACACU
Messenger RNA from Tachysurus vachellii, 774 nucleotides. RefSeq names its product dynein axonemal assembly factor 6 (gene dnaaf6). The record is from RefSeq and is a predicted model, not a curated record. Gene Ontology annotation, molecular function: protein-folding chaperone binding; dynein intermediate chain binding. Lineage: Eukaryota; Metazoa; Chordata; Actinopteri; Siluriformes; Bagridae. The coding region runs from base 64 to 633 and encodes 189 amino acids. Gene Ontology annotation, cellular component: cytoplasm. Gene Ontology annotation, biological process: axonemal dynein complex assembly; flagellated sperm motility. The transcript is spliced from 6 exons.